AUGGGCUGUUGCACGAGUUCUCCUCACGCUAAAAGACGCUACCUGGAUCCUGCUGAUUUGGUUGAAGAAUUUGUAGACAUUUUGCCGGAUAAUACUUCCACUGGCCCUCGCCUUCGAACCUUUGGACGAUACCGUCCCAACCAAGUGUUCGUCCCAGAUGAUAUUGAUGGGUUGCCGUCUUCCAAAUUGAACCACAAACUGGCUACAAGCCCCAACACUGUCCUAUACACAGCCGAGAUUGACAAUGGCAAGUCAUGGGAUUUUUUGCGCCCCUGUUUGUUGAUUAUCCCCUUGUGGCCAUGGGUGGCGCUUCAAUGGUGGCUGGCCAAUGGUUGUGAGAUUCACUGCGAUUUAAUUUGCUGUUGGGUUCGCAAGGAAUACUCCACUCGCACCUACUACCGAGUCUAUGCCAACCGGAUUGAAGUGAAUGAUCCCCGAGUCAGGUUCCCGUUUGGAGUGUUGGGCUGUGGCUCCUGGACCGCCGAUCAUGUGUUGAGUCAUCCCUUUGAUCGAGGAGCCUUUGGAUUUCACAGAGUACGAUUUGGCGUGCCAUCGUUGCUCUGUUGUGUUUAUCCAACCUCUGGCGAUGUGGUAGCACGACAACGGUGCCAAUGCAAUGGACCCUUCUGGUACAGCUGUGAUGGGUGGUGGUGUGAUGAAUGGCUUUGCGACAUGAUGUGUUGCACCUUUCGGUAUAAUGGUUUGGCUGAUGGAGAUGAAACCGCCUUUGCCUCCAAUUUGGCCUUGCAAGCCUACUAUGAAGGACGACACAUUACACCAACCCAAAUGGAACAAUGCCUCGACUAUUGGCGAAAUCACAUUUCCGAAAUGGGGGAUCCCAUCCACCGCCAACGACCGGUGCUAUGUGAAGAGAGUGGCUGUUCCAUGCGAUCUUGUAUACCCACGGGUAAAAUCUACCAGCGGAUUUGUCAAUGUGAACGUCGCGUACCCGAACACUUUGAAAGGACUCCCGAGAUUGUCGAGGUAUACGACAAGUAUGAAACCUUGCGAAGACGACAAACAGAUCGGUAUCUGACAUUCAAAGAGCCGGUAUAUCACUCGACCGUUUGCCGAUCCCUGGGCUGUCGUCGAUGUUUUGGUCGAAAGGGCGUAAUUUUUUGCACAGAGGGGUGUUGUUGCGAGAACAAGGACCAUACCAUGGGUCGUUGUUACAAGCACUUGCCAAAAGAUCAAGUCGAUGAUCCUUUUGCUCCCUACAUUCAUACAGAUUGGGAUGAUGACAAUAGUGCUGCCAAGGUAUUACAAAUUGUACUAGGGAAUCCACCUCGAAAUGUGGUUUACAGGAAGUGGCAAUUUGAUCCUGAUACCAAGCAAUAUACAGUGGUAGAAUCACCCACAAUCACCAACAACGAAACAGUUUCUACACCUAAAACAGCCAGCAAUGGACAUUGUCAUCAUGAUGAAAGCAAGGAACAUCCAGGCGAGGUUGCAGUACUAUCCAAUCAUCAUCAUCAGCAGCAGCAGAUUGUAUCUCCAGAUGGCUACGAAGUCUUUGCAGAUGAAUCGCUGGCGAUGAACAACUCAGAUGGAUCAUUACGUGACCAUUCGAGCCGCACGCCACAUAUAGUAGCAACUCCUCCAGGUAGAGCCUGUACGAUACUAACUGGCGAGUUUUGA
This is a messenger RNA of Seminavis robusta, 1638 nucleotides long. Lineage: Eukaryota; Bacillariophyta; Bacillariophyceae; Naviculales; Naviculaceae. The record is from the annotation of a GenBank genome assembly.